GUCGUCCAUGAUGUCUUCAUCUUCGCCGCCGACGCCGGUCCAGAUUCGCGAGGCUAACGCGCAUCUGGCAGCGCUGCAUGGGCGGGUUGCAGAGUUGGAGCGACGGUUGGCAGCGGCGGAGCGCACGGUGCACGGCCAGGCUGAGAGUCUCAUCCGGAAGGAUGCCGAGAUGCGGCAGGCGGUGCUCGGGCUUCGGGAGGGCAAGGACAGGGAAAUUGCCAUACUGGAGGAGAAGCUGCAGUCUUCUGAACAGCAUGCCCAAAAACUCUUAAAUGUGAUCCAGGAAAAAGACAGUUUGAUAACACAACUGAGGCACAGGAGCCGCCUGCUGAGCAAGAUCUGCCGUAGCCGUCCAGUCCUAGACAAUCUCCUGGCAUACAUGGCUGAAGGGGAGCAGCUGAGUCCUGUUCUUGGGGCACAAAGUGGCACCAACUCACCAGAUCACAGCCUGUCAUUGGAGACAAACUGUAUCCCGGAUCUUGAUUUGGACACCAAAGACUUUUCACUUGGGGAUGAUGAACAGGAUUCAGACAAGACUUUGUUUGGGACAACAGUGUAAAUGGACAAGAUUCUUGGGUCCCAUAUCUGAGGCCUCUUUCAGAGAAUUUCUCUUUUAAGUAGGGUAAUACCACUUUUUUUUACCCUGACCUGCUUAAGCUGGAGUUGGCAGUUAAAAUGACUGUUUUUAAACCAGUCACUUCAAUAAUAGUUUUGUGUAUCAGCAGACUUUUUUUGUAUGUGGCUUAAGAAUUAUGUCUUAUUUUCUUGCACCCCCUUAAUUGGAUGUAGGUUCCUGGAUCUCUGGGACAAAUUAUGACAGUCCCAGCAUCUUCCAAUGUUGAUUAACUUUCCAAUUUUGGGAGUUGUAGUUUGGCAGGGCCUGGAGCACUCCAGGUUGCUUAGUCCCACUCUAAGAGAAGCAGAUGUCUAAAGGGAAGCUGCUAACUUAAUUAACAUUACUCUAAAUAAGGUUGCCAUCACUGCUCUCUCUUUCUCUCAAUAUUUUUAUUGCUAUGUCCAGCCCAAACCAGCAGCAGUCUCUUUGAGAGUAGGACAGGCCCAGAAUGAGUUCAAACAACAAGGAAGGAAUUCAUAUUAGGGUUAGACAUCAAGAGGAAUUUUCUAAUUGUUAUGAGCUGUCAACUGGUGGAACAAAUUGUAACAGAACUUGGUAAGUUCUCCUUCGCUAAAGGAGAUGCUCUGGUGAAUCCUGUACUAAGCAGGGGUUGUACUAGUUGACCUCUGUAGUUCCUUCCAAUUUUGUGAUUGUAUAAUUUGGGGUUUGUGUGUGCCAGAUGGGCUAAAUGGUUUAGAAUUUAAAUGCAUGAGGGCAGCAAAUCAUGCCUUUGUUGAUAAACUUGGAAAUACCAUACUUAGGAUGAUGGAAAGAAGAAUGUUAUCUAGGUACCACUAUCUAUUUUUUUUUUAAGAGCUAUGGUUAAGACUUGAAUCCAGCCCUGCAAGUAUAUUUCAUUUUUACUGAUUGUGGUAAAAUAUUACUUCCUUUCAUUGGGCAGCUUCAUUUCCCUUCAAGACUUAUCCCUUAACAAUCUUACUGGAGUGUAAGCUGGGAUGCAUCUAAUGCAUCUUUGGCUCUCAAGUGUGACUUAUGUCCAUCUUUAAGAUGGAUAGGAAUUUUUUUAGGAGGGGCAAAAUCACAGAGAAGUAGGAAACUUUCUUUUCAGCCUGUUUGGCAAACCCACAAGAAUGAACAGAGAAUUUCAGCUUCCAGUACUACCUCUGCUUGCUUGAGCAGGAAAAGGAAUACAACCAUCUUUUAUUUAUGAUCUUGGGGGUUGUUAGCUCUUCUACGUGGUAGCUAUUACUGUAUCUGUUCUCAGAGUGGGUCUCUUAAAAAAACAAGAGGAAGCAGUGAAACAGCCUGCUUCCUAAAGUUGUGGAUGCUCCAUCACUGGAGGUUUUCAAGAAAAGAUUCGACAGCCAUUUGUCUGGGGCGGUCUGAGGAUUCCUGCCUUGGGCAGGGGGUUAGAAGAUCCCAAGCUUCUUUCCAACCCUAUGAGUCAGGAGAGAUCAGACCCUAUGAUUAGCUUCUCAGUGGUGGAAAAAGACUGGUUUAUUUUUAACACUAGCAAUUUUGUGUCAAAAAUAUUAUCCUAAGCUUGCUAAAAACGCUGAGAACUUCUGUUGAGUUAACUCAGAUCCAUUUCCUGGCAAAAACCUGGAAGUUGCUUCAUCUUUUGGAUGUUUUCCUUGCCUGCCUUCUUGGCCAAGCGUGUUGGUACUGUUCAAAAUACAGGGGGCAUGCAACCCAUAGGCCUGCUGCUUGGAUCUUUUCAGUAGCUUUUUUCCAGAACCGAACAAGCAGGCAGGGCUGUUACAAAAGCUGAAUGGGCAGGCAGGGUGGCCAUAAUUAUUACUGGCUUGGGGGUGGGGAAUUAGGGAGAUUGUCAUUUGUUUUGAUUCUGUUCUAAUAGGAAGUAGACAAUGAUGCAUAGAGGCUCAGUUCGCAUGACAAACGGAACUAUCAAUUUUGUUAAAGAGUACGCUUUGGAAGUAUUUUACCCCUGCCAUAUGGGGCUCUUGAACUGGGGGUUUCAGGAUUACUUGGACGUUCAGACCUGAAACAUACGCUAUCCUGAAUCAUUGAAGACGGUGGCUGUUUCAGGUUCGAAUGCCGUGGUAAGUCUGAAACCUUCAUUACCCAGCUGCAGAAGGCAGGGGGAAAAUGGAUGCCUGAUUCAGUGUCUUAUGUGAAUCCAGUCAAACCUUGGGGAUAUUUAAUCCAUUUUAAAAUUAUAUUCAGUAAAGUGCUAUGCAACUGGCAUGCAACAAAAUGUUACAUUACAGAGGUUUCAGUUUACAGCUCUAGUCAGCCAUGACCUCUUCUACAAUAUAGUAAUCCAUUUUUAUCCAUAUUUCUAAAUCUGCCAAGUUGCCAAUACCUCGCUCGUGUCUGGGAGAUGCUCUUUGUGCUACAGAGGCUGUAGUGGUCACUUCCAAAUAUUAGAAAUAGAAGGGCUCCAUAAGAUGUUGAACCUUUCAAUACACCAACUCCUUUUCAGACAGAGACCACUUAAUAAUUACAAUGUUUUAAGGCAGUGUUCUCAACCUUGGCAACUUUAAGAAGUGUGAUUUUCAACUCCGAGCUGGCUGGGGAAUUCUGGGAGUUGAAGUCCACACAUCUUAGAAGUUGCCAAGGUUGAGAAACACUGUGUUAAGGGACCUUGAGCUAUAGAAGGAAGUAAAGGAGACACAAAAUCGAUGGUUCAGGCAAUUGUGGGGGAGGGGGGGCGUUCCAGAGAAAAAUAGAAAUGUGCUGAGGGAUACAUUCUGGUGGAGUUCCAUCAACCUAAACAGCCAUGAAACUGCCUUGGUGUCCUCUUGAUCCCAUCUUAGCCAUGUAACUUUCAAAAUGGCUGAAGUUGUGAUAGCAGCGGAUGAGUUCCAAAGAUUCUGCUCAUUGUUUCACCUCAAUUCCAGUCUUCCCCAAUCUCGCCUGCCCAGAUGGGUUGAGUUAACUCUUGUAAUCUCCAGCUUGGGGAAGCUGCAGAUUUUCCACUGGCAUUUUGGCAGCCCCUUUUGCUCUGUAACUUACUGUAUUUCCACCCUACAAAUAAUUAAUCUCUUGAAUGAGUGAUUGCAAUCCUAAGCACUCUUGCAGGGAAGAAGUGGAACUAAUUUCUUAAUACAUAUGUAUAGGAUUGGUUUGUUUUAUUUAAUGCCUGUUACUUUCAUUUUGAGUCAUCUUAGUUCUCCACUGACAACUGAAGCACCAGUUAAGUGCCUAUGGGGAUUUUGUUACACUAGGUCCUCAAUCUAAUUUUUCUUGUUGGAAA
This is a messenger RNA of Python bivittatus (Burmese python), 3797 nucleotides long. RefSeq names its product vimentin type intermediate filament associated coiled-coil protein (gene VMAC). NCBI's taxonomy places the organism in Eukaryota, Metazoa, Chordata, Lepidosauria, Squamata, Pythonidae. The record is from RefSeq and is a predicted model, not a curated record.